CCGCUGCGAUGUGAACAUGGGGCCUGUGGGCGCCAGGGGUCAUGGGCGGCUGCAUGGGACGGGCGGCCGCCUGCUUCGGCGCUGACAGCCAGCCGACGGACAGGCAGCCGCUGUUCGACGAGGAGCAGCUGCGAGUAAGACCCAGAGGACCAAAGAGCGUGUCGUCCUACCUCAGCAGAAGGCGCAGAAAGAAUCGACGCCGAGCCGAACAGUGGGAGUUGGCCGAGACAAGUCGGCCCAUUCCCGAAGACGAUGACGUCACGCAGCCACCGGAGAUGACGUCACACAUCAUGGAUCCGGCGCGGCUGGCACAGGAUGUCGGGUCGGCGCGUCCGCGCGGGUUUGAAGACGUGGCCAGCCGGCCCGGGUGGCGUCUGGGCGGUCUGUGGUCGCGGCUGAACCGGUCCGUCACGUCCCUGGCCUCCUCCAGCAGCCUGCGCCAGACCGGAUCCCAGUGGGGGAGCUGCGACCUGGAGUGGGACGCUGAGGGGACAGGCUUCUCGCCGCGUCGCUCGCGCCGCCGGCCGCCCGACGAGGAGCAAAUGUCGUGCGGCCGCACCAUCGACACGUGCAGCGUCGCACUGACGCGCGAGACCUCGCCCACCAGCCUCGACUGGGACGCCAACUUCGACCAGGACCAGCUGGAGACGGCCGCGCCGCCGCCGCCGUCGCCGUCCGACCGCAUGACGACCAGUGACGUCACCAACGGCAACUUCGCCGACGUCACCGACGACGAGACCGAGCAGCUGAUUGGCCAGAUCGACGCCAUGACGCAGCGGACGUUGGCGGAGACGGGCUCGGUGAUUGGCUUCAUUGACGAUCCGUGACGAGCGGCCGCCGGUGGGGGAGGGGAGGGGGUGGCGUCAUGCGGGAUUCAGGGCGCCAUUAGCGCAUCGAAUUUGUGAUGGUGCGCGCGUUUUUAUCGUUCGUAGCGGCUGCAUCAGCUGGCCAGCUGCGAAAUGUUGAGGUUGAAUGAAAUGCACGCAACCCUCGAGUGCGCCACCUGUAGUUCGAUUCCGCGGAAGCAUAUCACUCAACCAAUAAUGUCCUGCGGCUCUAUAGAAUCAGAUACUUUUGCCUUCCUUGGUGCUGAUGACGUAUUUCUAUUCGGUGCGUCGUGAAUGUCAUGACUGACGUCCGGUCGGUCACGUGGCACACUGCGUGUGGCUGUUGAUUGGUGACUUUGGAUGGCAGACAACACGCUUUACUCAAAAAAG
This is a messenger RNA of Pollicipes pollicipes, 1217 nucleotides long. RefSeq lists its product as uncharacterized. The transcript is spliced from 7 exons. Bases 42 to 827 code for a protein of 261 amino acids. The record is from RefSeq and is a predicted model, not a curated record. NCBI's taxonomy places the organism in Eukaryota, Metazoa, Arthropoda, Thecostraca, Pollicipedomorpha, Pollicipedidae.